UGCUUACUUGCACGCAUCUUAUUGGUUUAGGGAAAGGUUAUUUUCCUUAACAUAUUUUCAGCUGUAAAUCAAUUUCCAAAUAAACAAACUCGAAAAAUAAUUCAGGUUAAGAAGCCUGCUCACCUGAACAACAUCUCAAGAAGCUUAAAGCUGUUGAAGGAACAGGUUUUAAGGGAGAGAAACCUCGAAGUAGAGGAUGGGGUCCCUGGGCUCUUGUUCUUCUGCCUUCCUUAUCCACCCCAAAGCCAAAAGCUGUGGCUAUAGUCCACCCAGAGGCGUGCAUCUUAGGCCACAGAAGAAUAAUGAUGUUUCCACCCGCCUAGCGUUAGGAAAGAGACAGAUGCUCAAGGUGGGAUGCUCUUUCUCUUCCUUUUCCUAUCGAGGGAGCGGUGUCGUAGCAGAGCAGGGCGUCGUACCGGCACAGAGGUCAGGAGAAGGAGAUGUGAUGGGUUCGCUGUUGAAGGAUAGAACAGUGUUGUUGGGCAACGACAUGGAUGAUUUUGUGGCAGAUGCCAUUGUUAGCCAGUUGCUUCUAUUGGACGCCAAAAGCCCAAAUAAGGACAUCAGGCUUUUCAUCAAUUGCGGUGGUGGCUCAUAUAGUGCUGCUAUGGCGAUCUUUGAUGCAAUUCAGUUCUGCAGGGCAGAUGUUUCCACUAUUGGUUUAGGAAUAUGUGCUUCAACUGCAGCUAUAGUCUUGGCAGCAGGAACCAGGGGAAAACGACUUGCCAUGCCUAACACUCGGAUUAUGUUGCAUCAGCCUAUGGGAGGAAUAAGUGGGGAAGUGUCUAAUGUCGAGGUUCAAGCAAAGGAAAUAAGGUUUCACAAGAUAAAUGUGGUUACACUACUAUCUGAGAUUACAGGGCGAACAACUCAGCAGGUCCUCAAGGAUAUUGAUAGGGACAAUUACAUGUCACCAGUGGAAGCUAUGGAGUAUGGCCUUAUUGAUGGAGUGAUUGAUCAAGAGUCUAUUGUACCUGUUUCUCCUCUGCCGAAGAUGGUUAGAAAAUAUGAGAGUAGGCCAGAACUUAAGAUUCCAGAUGGUGCAAAAUUUGAGGAGAUUUCGACACCUGAAGUUCCAGAUGAUGAGAUCUAUUAGCCAUGUAACUAAGAAGUUAAGCUUCUGGGAAUUGAGCUGCUAAUUUACAUAUUGAUGGGCAUGGAAUUACAUGCUGCUUCAAUUCAUUUUGUUGUAUAUGCACAACAAUAUCAGAAAUACACACCAUUUCACCACUGCAUACAUUGUUCUUCAAUUUGUAGUUUAACAGUGGAAAACUACAUUUAGGAUCUAGUUGAUCUUAGCGUCUUUUCGUAGCUGGGAGUGAGCCCACUUUUUUGGUUUGUUGCUGGUGUCACAAAUUGCUUGGUAAGUUAUGCAACUGCAGCAACAAUUAUCUAUGAAUCAACCAUAUCCAUAAUAAUGGAGAUGGAGUAUGCUACUUUUAGUCAAGCAUUAUUUCUAGAUAUAGUUUAAUUUAUUAUAAAUCUAAUCAUAUUUUGGGAUUC
This is a messenger RNA of Cryptomeria japonica (Japanese cedar), 1503 nucleotides long. Its product is annotated as ATP-dependent Clp protease proteolytic subunit 4, chloroplastic. The record is from RefSeq and is a predicted model, not a curated record. Gene Ontology annotation, cellular component: endopeptidase Clp complex. Gene Ontology annotation, molecular function: ATPase binding; ATP-dependent peptidase activity; serine-type endopeptidase activity. Gene Ontology annotation, biological process: protein quality control for misfolded or incompletely synthesized proteins. Bases 197 to 1096 code for a protein of 299 amino acids. The transcript is spliced from 2 exons. NCBI's taxonomy places the organism in Eukaryota, Viridiplantae, Streptophyta, Pinopsida, Cupressales, Cupressaceae.